Messenger RNA from Leptinotarsa decemlineata (Colorado potato beetle), 1633 nucleotides. Its product is annotated as cytochrome P450 6a2. Lineage: Eukaryota; Metazoa; Arthropoda; Insecta; Coleoptera; Chrysomelidae. Gene Ontology annotation, molecular function: iron ion binding; heme binding; oxidoreductase activity, acting on paired donors, with incorporation or reduction of molecular oxygen. The record is from RefSeq and is a predicted model, not a curated record.
AACAUGGAAAUAUAUACAGUCAACUUAUUACGUGACAUCUUGGCAUAUGUUGCUAUUUUCUUAUUGAUUCUAUACUUAUUAUUCAAAUGUCACUACAACUACUGGAAGGAUAGAAAUUUUCCAUAUUUGGUACCUUCGUUUCCACUUGGAAAUAAUAAACAAUUCUGGAGCAAAUUUCCUGGUCCCAAUAUGGAUUCCAUCGAUCAUUACAAAGAAAUCAAGAAAAGGGGACUCAAGUUUGCAGGAGUGUUUUCUGUGAUCCGACCAAUUCUAGUUGUAGCAGAUCCUGAUAUAGUCAAAGAUAUAUUAGUGAAGGACUUAGUAUUUUGCUGACCGGGGCUUCUAUAAAACCAAAGCUGACCCCCUCUCACUAACUGUUUUUGCAAUGGAUGCAGCAGAAUGGAAAGAAACAAGAAUAAGGCUGACACCUACAUUCACUAGUGGAAAGAUCAAGAUGAUGAUUCCAUUAGUCCAGUCAGUGAGUGAACAAAUGAUAACGGAGAUUAACAAAUUGGCAGAGAAAGAUGCAGAUAUAGAUAUCAAAGAGGUAACUACCUCAUUUACCAUAAAUACAUUGGCAAACUGCGCAUUGGGCAUAGAAACAAAAAGUGGAAAUGAUAUAUUUACCGAAAUGACCAAGAAACAUUUCUAUCCGACUGACUGCGGGGGUAUUUUGAGAUUUACUUUGAUGAACAGAUUUCCUGAACUUUGUGGAAAAUUAGGGUUGCCCUUUGUGAGUAAAGAAACUGCUGAUUUUUUUCGUAAAAUUUUUCGAGAUAGCAUGAAUUACAGAGACGAAAGUGGAAUAUCGCGUCCAGAUUUCUUGGAAUUACUGAUAAAAUUGAAGAAUCAAUCUAGGAAUACUCCUAAACCAUUAUCCGAUGAUUAUUUGACGGCUCAAGUCUUCCUGUUUUUCAUCGCUUCUCUUGACACGUCUUCUAGUGCCAUUUCGUUUGCUUUGUAUGAAUUGGCGAACAAUCCAGAUAUGCAGGAAAGAACCAGGGAAGAAAUGAUACAAGUAUUCGAAAAACAUAAUGAUCAAAUAACAUCGAAUUGCUUGAAGGAAAUGAAAUACUUAAAUCAAGUCAUCAAUGAAACUCUUAGACUAUAUCCAUCUGUAACCAAUUUGGAGAGGAGGUGUGUGAGAAAUUACAAAAUAGCUGGUACAGAGUUGAUCGUGGAGAGAGGUGUAUAUAUAACCAUUCCUCUUUAUGGUAUACACAGAGAUCCUGAUUUUUAUCAAGAUCCAGAAAGAUUUGAUCCAGAUAAAUUCAACGAGAGGAAUAAAAAGUAUAUAAAAUCACAGACAUAUUUUCCAUUUGGUCUCGGUCCGAGGAAUUGUGUAGGUAACCGUUUUGGAAUUAUGGUGACUCAAGUAGCUCUCAUAGAAGUGUUACGGAUGUUCAGGAUUUCUAUGAGUUCCUCAACGAUAUUGCCGUUUGAAAUGGAUAAACAAACUUUGAUUCUAGUUCUGAAGAAUCCUAUUUUACUGAAGGCAGAAAAAAUCGAUAAUGAGUGUGAUAAUUUGAUGAUCUAAGGAUGUAAUGAAAAAAAGGUAGUUUUCUAUAACAGUAAUUGGUCAAAUGAAAAUAUAAUUGUUGAGUAGUUAUGAAUAAAUGGAAUGAAAAUUGCA